Penicillium salamii is the source of this 528-nucleotide messenger RNA. NCBI's taxonomy places the organism in Eukaryota, Fungi, Ascomycota, Eurotiomycetes, Eurotiales, Aspergillaceae. The record is from the annotation of a GenBank genome assembly.
AUGCUAUCAACUGCCGUCAAAAUGAUCCCAAAAUGGCAAAAUCCUCGAGGGACUUUCACCUUACUUCUAUGGUCUCUUCUAUUGAUCACUUUUCCGCUUAUGAUAUGGAAGGCAUUGUGUGUCUUCACUGGCUCCUCACACCCUAUAAUGGUGGUCAUUUCGGAGUCUAUGGCACCAGCAUUCACUCGGGGUGACCUCAUUUUCUUAUGGAAUCGCCAAUCAUGGGUUCACGCUGGCGAAAUCCCUGUCUGCUGGUUUCCAGGAAAGCCACUCCCAAUGGUUCACCGGGCUAUCAAAUCUGUGUGGCUCGACGGCAAAGAACAAUUCACCUUGACUAAGGGAGAUAACAAUGAUGGCGAUGACGUACCACUUUAUCCCCCAGGCCAGCUGAUGGUAGGCCGCGAUGAAGUUGUUGGAGUAGUCAAAGGCUAUCUGCCAUAUUUAGGAUGGCUUUCGAUUGGGUUACAGGAAAAUCCCCUAGUCACAGGAUCAGUGAUCGGGGGUUUGUUAUUACUGGCAGCUGCUUAA